Molecule: messenger RNA, 6154 nt
Organism: Monodelphis domestica (gray short-tailed opossum)
Lineage: Eukaryota; Metazoa; Chordata; Mammalia; Didelphimorphia; Didelphidae
Gene: DCUN1D3
Product: defective in cullin neddylation 1 domain containing 3
Biological process (GO): protein neddylation
Cellular component (GO): ubiquitin ligase complex
Molecular function (GO): cullin family protein binding; ubiquitin-like protein binding; ubiquitin conjugating enzyme binding
Source: RefSeq, a predicted model, not a curated record
GCAGGAGGAGAUGGAGGAGGCGGGGCCUCCAGGCGACCGCCGCUGGUGGUGUUGCAGAUGAGGAGGAGGCGGCUGCGGUGUUGGAAGAGGAGGAGGCGGCGGCGGUGGUGUAGGGAACUGGAACGCGAACGGAGAUGGUGCCCUUGGUUCUGCUCAGUAGGGUCAGAGUUCCUGCUAGUGCUGCAGACACCCAGCAUGUGCUGACCUGGUGACAGCCAUAGUUACCAUAAUUAGUGAUUAGAUAUCACUCAAGAAAGUGGCUUCUAAGAGUAAAGUUGUCUGUUUCCUGUCGAUGGAAUGUUGAGGCACGCUGGCCAUCAUCAGAGAGGCUGUCCAAUCAGAAGGGGGCCGCUCUAAAGGCUGGGCCACCUGCACCAUGGGCCAGUGUGUCACCAAAUGCAAGAAUCCGUCAUCCACCUUAGGCAGCAAAAAUGGAGAUCGGGAUCCCAGUGGCAAAUCCCACAGUAAGCGCAGUGGGGGCCACCGAGAUGAUCACACCCCAACUUGUGGGAAGCCUGGUGGUGACAUCCUUGUCAAUGGGACCAAGAAGGCAGAGGCAACUUCAGAGUCAUGUCAGUUUCCAACAUCAUCUGGAGAUGCCAGGAGGGAUCCUGAGUCCAGCACUGAGGAGUCAUCCCUGCAGAGGAUGGAGGAACUAUUUAGGCGUUAUAAGGAUGAGCGGGAAGAGGCGAUUUUGGAGGAGGGCAUGGAGCGCUUCUGUAAUGAUUUGUGUGUUGAUCCCACAGAAUUUAAAGUACUAGUCUUGGCUUGGAAAUUCCAGGCUGCUACCAUGUGCAAGUUCACAAGGAAGGAGUUUUUUGAGGGCUGCAAAGCCAUAAGUGCAGACAGCAUUGAUGGGAUUUGUGCUCGGUUCCCCAGUCUCCUAAAUGAAGCCAAACAAGAGGAUAAGUUCAAGGAUCUCUACCGCUUUACAUUUCAGUUUGGCCUGGACUCUGAAGAAGGGCAGAGGUCACUGCAUAGGGAAAUAGCCAUUGCCCUUUGGAAGCUUGUCUUUACCCAAAACAACCCCCCUGUGUUGGACCAGUGGUUACACUUCCUAACAGAGAACCCCUCGGGAGUCAAGGGAAUUUCCCGAGACACAUGGAACAUGUUCCUAAACUUUACUCAGGUGAUCGGACCCGACCUCAGUAACUACAGCGAAGAUGAGGCCUGGCCUAGUCUCUUUGAUACUUUUGUGGAAUGGGAGAUGGAACGAAGGAAAAAGGGAGAGGAAAUGAAAGGUCUGACGACUUCAGACACAGAGAGCCUGUGUCAAGAGGAGCAGACUUAUCAGUAUGUGUGAGAAGCCGUGACAGAACCGCCUGCUGUCUGUUGUCCUUCAGCCAGUGGAGAACUUGGAACUUUCUGGAAAUUACUGAGGAUCCGGAUAUUUUCUACUUUACACCUUUCUCUGCCUUGUAUUUGAAAGGGCUCUAAAAUGCUGUAUCAUGUUUUAGGCACUUUCUUCAUUUUUGGUUAUCCUCUUUAAAUGUUUUUUUGGGUUUUUUUUUUUUGGUCCUGAAAUAUUUGACCCUGGCUACAUGUUGUGUAAUUUUUUUUUAAGCCUUCAGAUAGAAUGAGUCUGCCAUUUCUUGCACAAUUUAGAUUUUUAUUUGGGGGGGAGGGGAGGAGUCAGGGUUAGGUUGAAUUAACAUUACAAAAUGAUACAGUGCCAGAUCUCAGUUUUUCAUACUACAUUUUUCAGGGCAGGUCUGUACUGUGUGUAGUGCUGUUUACAUGGUUGAAUUUAGGUUGUAAUAAUUAUUUUACAGGAUUUACACAGAGUUGAAUAGCAGUGUUAACUGUUAGCCACUUUGCGUUAAUUCCCAGACAGUUUGAAGCUCUAAAAACAAAGGAAAACAAUUUGCAGUCUGGUGAAAUCCCAUUUUAAGCUAAUUCAAGAAACCCUAAUUUUUUUUUCUCCCUGUUCAUUCCUUUCCUUCACCCAUUGCAUUACAUAGUUUAUUCAUCAACAUGCUGUGCCUGUCAUUCAAGUGAGCGGUUUCUAACACAUUGUACUGAAAACCACUUAAGCGUCAAAUGCAGAGAAAGCAGUGCUACCUCAGUUUUGCUGGAAGUAGACCUCUUUGAUAGUUUUCUGUCUGUGAUGAAGUUGCUGUAUUUUCAUGUUCUAAGUGGAAAUACUUUUUUUUUCUUUGACUCGGAGCCAAAGGUUCUGUUCCCCAUGGUUGGCAAACUCCGUGCCCACUGGCCAACAAACUUGAAGGAAAACUGUGGUAAUGGAGCUCUGCUUGAAUUUUUGUUUUGAUCUCUCUCUCUCUCAAGUAUCAUCAGCUUACUUGUCUGGCAAGUGCAGGAAGCCCUGGCUGGCCUCAGUGCUGCCAAACAAAUGUUUGAAAGUGUGUUUAAUGGUUAAAUUCUUAUGCCCUCUCCCUUCUUGCUGCAACCAUGUUGUCACCUGACCCAGUGAGUUAUUUAUUAUCUUUUUUUUUUUAAUGUUGGGCUCAUUUGGGGUGAUGUGAUGACUGUUUAGGUUUACAUAAAUUUCCCUCCCUCCCCUCUGAAAUUUCUUAGGUUCAUUGCUUGUUUAAGCUGGUUUGUAAAAAGGGAAGCAGCUUUCAGGGUGCAGGGUGUAUGGGUUGGGGUGGGUGGAAUGGAGGAGGCUUUUUCUAGGCUGUUGAUUGAGUCUUUGAAUUCUGAAAUCAGAAUCUGGACCAUUUUCAUAAAAGAGAGAAUGGAUUCUUGCAGCUUUUUCCCCUGCCCGCAACAUUGACCUGGCUGAUCUUUAUGAUAUAUUUGGAUAAACCUUGGGCUGACUGAUCUCCCAGGCUGGGUCACGAGGAACUGGUUUCUUGUCCAAACCUAAUCCCAGUGGAGGGAUCAUCUCUUAUAUUUUGGUUUUAAUAAAUUAGUUUGGUAAGGAAAAGAGUAUGGCACUGGGGACUUAACAAUACAAAUCUGCUUCCAAUGCUUUUGAACUCAUUGAAAAGCAAAUCUGUCAAGUGAAAACUUUUUUAUGCCCUUUUAUAGUAAAAAUGGUUUGUUUCAUAACGUUUAAGCCCAUUUUCUGCCCGUGUGCUGCACAGCCUUUAGCUUGGGCAUGGUCUAUUCCUUUUUAGCUCUGGCCUCCUUUACUAGAGAGCUUGAACUUAGAUCUUUGCAGGAAUGAUGUUUUGUGGAGUUUCUGCAGUGAACAUUUUUCUAUUGAACUUAAAACACAUUUUAUAUCAAAAAUUUUUAAAGCCCUAAACUCAACAAGUUUUCCUUUAAAAGAAAGAGAGAGGGGUGGGGGUGGGGGAAUCUACAUUUUAAAAUUACCACAAAGUGAAUAGGUGAUAUUGUAGGACUGUAGGGAAUUCUGGCCUAUUUCCAUAGAGCAACCACAGCUCAGGCCAGCUUAACUGAAGGCCUUCAGUUACCCCAGCAGGUUUGGUAGAUUCAGUUACAGUUCUAAGACUGAAAAAGUCUUUGCCUGAUAAUCCUAGAGUGAUGACCAGAGGGCUUUUCCCAUUUCAGUUUGUUUUACAUACCCCAACUUUCCAAAUGCAAUCUCAGGCAUUUUGGGGACAGACAGACACUGUUGCUUCUAGGGGAGCAGUGGUCCAAUUGAAAGGGGGUGAGGGAAGCCAUAAGAAUCCUCUAGACCUUUAGUGAGAUUCGAUUCCUUUCCUAGCCUAAAAAGAAGGCAUUCUGUAUAGAUGUACUGUAUUAUGGGUUUGGUUUUUGUUUAUUUUAAAUUAAAAAAGGAAAAUUUUCAGAGGAGCCAUUUUUUAAAAAAAUAUUUUUAAUGAACCAUUCGUUAUUAAAAUGCAACACAAAAAGCAGUUCAGAUUGCAAAUGAGCCAGAAAAUGGAGUGUUAAGUCAAGUACAUGCUGUUCCUACCUCCCCACUUUGUGUCCCUAUUAUACAGCAAGGAGUUAAGAUGUGUCUGUAUUAGCUCUGGGUUGAUGUUCUUUGUGGUCAUGAAUAAAGUUUAGUGUAGGCUUUUAUGUUAAGAUCCCUCUCUCAUAGGGGUGGGGGUUGUUGUUCCUGCUUCUUGGAAAUGAAAAGUUCAUUACUAUUAACUCUCAACGUGAAAAUGAGCUCAUAUAAUGGCCGAGUUGUGUUUCUGUGGAAUAAGUCAAAAAAUGUAUGGAGUGUGUUAUGUGCACAGCAUUGGAAUACUGCAAACAUUGAGACACCUUUUACUUUAAAAGCAGCAGCUGAAGUUGAUGUAAGAGAGUGGCAUUUUAGAAACCAUAAGGAACUUUUGAGUGUGGCUAAUUACACCAAAUUAAUACACGGUGGGAAACCUGCUUUUGGCAAAUAGCUUCUAUCUAUGAGCUAGUCUUUCCUUAGUUUACUGGGACGCUGUUAUGAGAGAAAGCGCUGGCAGUGAUUACUCUUUUUUCUGUCCCUAAGAAGUGGGACACAGUUGGAAUAUUUUGCCACCUCAGUAAUAAAAUGCUACUCAUUUUAGGCAGAGCAGGUUGGCUUUCCCACCUUUCUCGUGAUUGUUGUGUCCAUGGAUGUGAGUUGAGACUAGGAAUCCACACCUACUAAUUUUAUAACAGAUAACAGAACACAUUUUAACCAUUAGUGAUUGGAAGGCAAAAUGCUUGUGUUAGAAACAGAACUGGAAUUAAGUGGAAGUAUGAAUGUGCAACAUCCCUUGACCCAAAAAAGUCUCAUUGAGAAGUGCAGUAUUUUCAGGUUGUGCUUACUUAGGAAAGGGACACUCUAACCUCCUUUAGAAAGGAAGGGUACAAUUGUGCAGUAUUAGGCUGUCUCAGAAAUGUUGCUGGCCUCCCAGAUGGUGGUGCCAAAAUUUGUUCCUGGGUACAAGGUGCUGGUAGGAGUGAGGCAUUGAGUGAUUUAUUUUCACAGCCUUAUGUUGUAUCCAGUCAUUCUGAAAAAAUAGCCUGCUCUGAAGCUGAAAAGUUUAGAGUGUAUUUUAGUUAGAGCAAAAACGUCUACUUGGAGUGGUGACCAACCCUUGAAAGCGCAUUGCUUGAAAACAGGACAAAUCCUGUAUCGUAAAGAACGGUAAUGUCACCAAUUUAAAAGUUGGGUGAGUAGAGGAGUAAGGGACAGCACAAAGGUAGACCCAAAUGUAAGUAAAGGCUGGGAGAUGAUUUUUUAAUCCAUCGUUUGCUUUGCUGUUUAUCCUAUUUCUUUUAUAACUGGUUAGUGGUAUUUUGAACUUGACUAUUGAAGUAACUGACAGGCCUUCCCUAGGGGAGUUCAGCAGUAGUUUGACUGAAAAGCAUGAGACUAGACUGCUGAAGUAUGUUGAACUGAAGGAUUACUCGUUUUUAUCCAUCUUGUUUGUGGGCUUUAUAGAAGCUUUCCAACAAUCUCUCUCCCUGCUGUAAUUAGAGCAUUCAGUCAGUUGUUCUCAAGUUGGUCUGGCCUCCAUGGCUGCCUUUCUUUGAGGAAUAGCAGCUUUUGCUUUGAAUAUGUUUGGAAGAAAACCUGAUGUUGGAGCACCAGUUGUUGCAGAAAUGGUAUGAACAGCAUUGAGGUAACCCAUGGAUCCUGCUUUUGAUCCAGAUGAUGUAUUAUCAUGGUCUUCUUACAGGCUUGCCUCUGUUCCUAUAAAGUCCACCCUACAUUCCAUAGAUGAUAUUUUUACCCUCCCCCUGAAGAAAAGAUUAAAUUCAUCAGAAAAGAAAAAACAAACAAUCUUGGAAAUUUCCAAAGGAUGCUACUUAGCAAUUGCUGCAGUUCAUUCCUGAUAAAUACAAGAAUUUUUAAAAAAUUCCUUCCCAAAGCCAUUGCCAUCUUCCCCACCCCUCCCCAAUCCUUUGGGUCUAUGUGGUCACUCACUUCUUAACCUGUUGCACUAAAUGGGCAGUUUUGUUUCAAAGGGAAAUUUGAAGCAAUAGGCAACAGGGCUUGGGCAGAUUAGUCCUGCAAACAACUUGCCUUAAUCUGUUGGGUUAGUUAGUUUAUCACUAAUGUUGUAAUCCUCCACCUUUAUGUAUUUUUAAUGGUUUUUUUAUGUGUAUCCUUUACUUCAAGGUUGUACAAACUGUUGAAAAGCUACCUUUUGUGUUUUCUGCAUUGUUGCACUAUUCAAACGGCCCCUUUUUAAUAUGUUUGUUACCUUGUUACACACAUUUUGUCUUUGGUGUCUACACUAUUUUCCCCCUUAAAUGUAUUUUAUUUGAAGGUUACCUGCUGUUGAAUUUAAUAAAUUUGUUUACUUGA